Molecule: messenger RNA, 1470 nt
Organism: Penicillium longicatenatum
Lineage: Eukaryota; Fungi; Ascomycota; Eurotiomycetes; Eurotiales; Aspergillaceae
Gene: glkA
Product: glucokinase glkA
Exons: 2
Coding region: 1-1470 (489 amino acids)
Biological process (GO): glycolytic process; glucose 6-phosphate metabolic process; intracellular glucose homeostasis
Cellular component (GO): mitochondrion; cytosol
Molecular function (GO): D-glucose binding; ATP binding; fructokinase activity
Source: RefSeq, a predicted model, not a curated record
AUGUCCUCCCCGCUGUUGGCCGAGGCCACGCGCAUUGCGCGCGAGUUCGAUUACCCCGCCGCUCAGGUCCAGCGCGGGGUUGCUGAAUACAUCCGUCAGUCCAACGAGGGUUUGGCACAGGAAAACACCACUUUGAGCCAGAUCCCAACGUUCGUGACCGCGGUGCCCAAUGGCACGGAGAAGGGUCUGUACCUGGCUGUUGAUCUGGGUGGCACCAACUUCCGUGUUUGCUCCGUUCAGCUGCACGGCGAUACCACCUUCUCCCUCACCCAGUCCAAGAUCAUGAUUCCCCGGGAACUCAUGGCCUCCGGAACCUCCAAGGACCUUUUUACUUUCCUCGCUCGCCAGAUCGAGGCUUUCUUGCGCAUCCACCACAAUGAGCACUUUGAGGCUCACCAGCGUCGGAAACGGGAGGGCAAGGGUGUGGAGGAGCUGUUCGAUCUCGGUUUCACAUUCAGUUUCCCCGUGCGUCAGGAUGGUAUCAACUCCGGUACUCUGAUCCGGUGGACCAAGGGCUUCAACAUUCCCGAUGCGGUUGGUCACGAUGUGUGCGCGCUGCUUCAGUCUGCCAUUGACGACCUUGAGCUGCCCGUUCGCGUGGCCGCCCUGGUCAACGACACCGUUGGUACUCUGAUGGCUCGCUCUUACACCUCUCCCGGUGAGACCGGUACUCUUCUCGGUGCUAUCUUCGGUACAGGAACCAACGGCGCAUACGUUGAGAAGAUCGAUAAGAUCACCAAGCUGCAGCACAUGAAGAACGCACACUUCGAUACCCAGACUGGCGAGAUGAUCAUCAACGCUGAGUGGGGUAGCUUUGACAACCAAUUAAGCGUGUUGCCCAGCACCGUCUAUGACCGUGAAUUGGAUGCGGAUAGCAACAACCCUGGAAUCCAGAUGUUCGAGAAGCGAGUCUCUGGAAUGUUCCUGGGUGAGAUCCUGCGUCGGGCUUUAGUGGCUCUGCACAAAGACUCCAAAGUCGGUCUUUUCUCUGGUGCCUCGAUUACUUCCGAUGGCCUUCUCUACCGCCAGUGGGGUCUUGACACCAGCUUGCUCAGUGCGGUCGAGGCCGAUGCAACCCCUCAGAUGACCGAUAUCAAGGCUGCUCUCAAGGACCACCUGAACAUCGAGAACGCCAGUAAUGAGGACUGUCAAGCAGUCAAGAUCCUGACCCACGCUAUUGGCAAGCGCGCCGCUCGUCUCAGCGCCAUUCCCCUUGCGGCCAUCCUUAUCCACACUGGCAAGCUCCAGACAGAUGACAUGGUUGACGUUGGCGUUGAUGGCAGUGUCGUCGAGUUCUACCCCAACUUCGAGGGCCACCUGCGCGAUGCUCUCCGGGAAGUUACCGAGGUUGGCGCUGCCGGCGAGAAGAAGGUCCGCAUUGGAAUUUCCAAGGAUGGCAGCGGUGUUGGUGCUGCCCUGAUCGCCUUGGUCGCUAGCAAGGAUGAGACCUUGCAGAACCCCCACGAAUAA